GCGGCGCUCGGGCCGGGACGCGCGGGCCGGGCAUGGCGUCGAUGGCGGCGGCGAUCGCGGCCUCGCGCUCGGCCGUCAUGAGCGGGAACCGGCCGCUGGACGACCGGGAGCGGAAGCGCUUCACCUACUUCUCGUCGCUGAGCCCCAUGGCUAGGAAGAUCAUGCAGGACAAGGAGAAGAUCCGGGAGAAGUAUGGGCCCGAGUGGGCGCGGCUGCCGCCCGCGCAGCAGGACGAAAUCAUCGACCGCUGCCUGGUGGGGCCUCGCGCCCCGCGGGCCGCGGACGCGGGGGACGUGGGGGACCCCGCGCGCUUCCCUGGCCUGCGCGGGCCCACGGGCCAGAAGCUGGUGCGCUUCGGCGACGAGGACAUAACUUGGCAAGAUGAGCACUCGGCCCCAUUCUCCUGGGAAACAAGGAGUCAGAUGGAGUUCAGCAUCUCAUCCUUAUCCAUCCAGGAGCCCGGCACAGCCACCAUGACCAGUGAUCCCAGGCCCCUGGCCAAGGCUUCUCAGGGCACACAGGCUGCCAAGCCUGCCCAAAGCAGCCGAUCCUCUAGCCUUGAUGCCCUGGGACCUUCGAGGAAAGAGGAGGAAGCAUCCUUCUGGAAGAUUAACGCUGAGCGCUCCCGGGAGGGGCCUGAGGCCGAGUUCCAGUCGCUGACACCCAGCCAGAUCAAGUCCAUGGAGAAGGGAGAAAAAGUCAUGCCCGCUUGCUAUCGCCAGGAGCCCACCACAAAAGACAGGGAGGUCAAGGCUAUGCCCCAAGAACAGCAAGCCCUCUCCAGUGUAAGCACAGAGCAGGAGGCACCCCAGCCUGUGCAAGCCCCUGCCAGAUUGCUGCCCAAGGCCACCCCGAUUAAGUCCCCAGAGAAGCCACCACCUCCCGCUGCCCAGCAGGAUGAAGACGACGAUGAUGCUCUGUUCUCAGAGCCUGUAGUUGCGCAGAUCAGCUCAAGUAACACCCUCUUGAAGACGGGCUUUGAUUUUCUGGACAACUGGUAAACGGUGCUACCUGGAAACACAGCCAAGAGCCCCAGCGUGGCCCACGUGGUGUUCAGAGGAGAAGGCAUCUCUGCCUGUGUAUUUUCCCGUUUUCUCUGCUCUUUUCUUAGUCUUUGGGGAAACUAGGAAAUGUUGCCAGGUUUUCCUUUUUUUU
This is a messenger RNA of Peromyscus eremicus (cactus mouse), 1155 nucleotides long. It is a transcript of the gene C5H1orf198, whose product is annotated as chromosome 5 C1orf198 homolog. The coding region runs from base 33 to 1001 and encodes 322 amino acids. Lineage: Eukaryota; Metazoa; Chordata; Mammalia; Rodentia; Cricetidae. The transcript has 4 exons. The record is from RefSeq and is a predicted model, not a curated record.